Trypanosoma grayi is the source of this 666-nucleotide messenger RNA. RefSeq lists its product as hypothetical. Lineage: Eukaryota; Euglenozoa; Kinetoplastea; Trypanosomatida; Trypanosomatidae. Bases 1 to 666 code for a protein of 221 amino acids. The record is from RefSeq and is a predicted model, not a curated record. The transcript has a single exon.
AUGCAGCGGGUGCAGCAGGAAGCAUCGUCACCCACACUGGUUCCAGACGAGGCGCAGGCGAUUCAACAGUGCUCUCUUGAGGACGUGGAGCAAUACGAUGGUUACGUACGUGUGGUAGAGCGCUUUCUCCGCCGCUGGGACCCCGCCGCCGCUGCCGUUGCCGCCGCCCAGCCGUCUGUCUCAGUAGCGUUAGCUAAUACGCCGGUCUUGCUGCCGCCAACGGCCAGCGCAGCUGCGCUUGGUGAGGCGAAUGGUCACCCACCUGAUGCCACAGUGGUUAUUGAACUUGCAGAGGAGCCGCGCUGGGAGUCAAUGGCGCCAGCGUUGGCGGACCAGCUCGCGUCAGCCGCUGCUAACAGCAAGACGUCGUGGGCGCAGGUUGUUUCACUCUUCACAGGAGUAAAGGGGUUUCGAGAAGCGGAGCGAGCGGAGCUGUGGAAUUAUUGGGCACAGUUGCGAAAUGAAUCUGCUCUGCUGGCCUCCAAAGUUGUGCGCAUGCAACAGCGCCGCGAGGCUCUUGUCCAACUGAAGUCACUCCUCUUUCCGCUUAGUGGGACUUCCAUGGAAGCCAUGCAGUCGGAGUGGGAGGAACGACUCGUCCAGCGGAUGCAGGAGAUGAGAGAAACUUACGUGAAAUAUCAGCAUCAACCGCAGAAGCAAUACUAA